Molecule: messenger RNA, 1287 nt
Organism: Cylicostephanus goldi
Lineage: Eukaryota; Metazoa; Nematoda; Chromadorea; Rhabditida; Strongylidae
Source: the annotation of a GenBank genome assembly
AUGAUAAAGUCUACACGUGAAGAAGCAGAGACUGCUAAAACUCCCGUCGAUGUGGAUAUCACAAUAGACUCUAACGCACCAUUGCAUGGGAAUAUCUAUGCUGUGGUUGGAGCCAUUCAUGCAAUGUUCGAGGAAUGGUCGCUGAAUUAUGGAUUGUUUCACUUGAAGGCGAAGAUUGUCUACUAUCUGCAUGCUGUCUCCAGCGUUCUUGGAUUGACAGCAUAUUCUUCACGCUAUGCUGAAGAGUUUCGAGACUGCGCAAAUUGUAUCUAUCAUGUACAUCGUACUGAUGGCUUAGCAGCGGAUGAGUUUCCAUCACCUUAUGCUCAUCCUACUCGAAAUUUCUCUGUGGAUAAUCCGUUCUCGCUAUGGAGAGCUGUGGCUGGAAUUCUACAACCUCCUAUGACACAAUCGUUAGCUGGAAGUAGUAGCAAAGUGGCGAGAAUGUUGACUGUCCUUGGGGUGGGACAAGGAGUUGGUCGGCUGAAUCUCAUGGCAGAUGUUCAUCGGCUACUGGGCAGGAACUGGGAAAGACGUUUGCGGCUAGAUCCAUCGCAGGUUGAACGAAUCGCUCAGAUUAUGUUUAGCACAACGACAUCUGCUGCGCAAAAAAGUGCCAGCCUUGUAUCGGAAUUUGGCUUCACUCGUUGGACGAUAGAACAGCUACCACCUUCUAUAGGACUUUUUCUUGGCAGCAUCAUUGUUGGGCAUCAUACAUCUACCGAGUUGUUUCAGUUCAAAAGACCACAAACAACAACAACGUUCCCACAACCUGAAGAAAUGGCUCAAAUUGCGCGAAUCCGAUGGCCAAGAGAUGUUCGGCGUGAUAAUGUUCGUGCUAUGUUAGACAGUACAAAACCGGUGUUGAUAGCCACACAACAUCUAGAUGCGGGUACAGAUGGAGAAAUUAGAGAAGCUCAGGAACAGUUUUUGUCAGCUACAUGGACGCGUUAUCUUUCUCAAGCAUUUGGUCGCGCUUUUCUUGAAUUAAGAACAGUAUUACCAAAUCCAACGGAACCGCUUCAUGUACCUGAUUUAUGUUUAUCAGCUAGAAUCUAUCCCUCUAAUCUCACAUACGAUCUCACAGUGACCGAGAAUCUGAAACAGCUGAAGGAAUGGGGUGAAUUUUAUAAUGGAGUUGCUGCUGGACUCCGAGUUGUUGGUGCCGAUGUUACUAAAGUGGAUCAUGAAUGGUUAACGUUGUGCCAUGGAAACGAUAAAGUGAGCUUUUACAUGGUAUAUAAAGUUCUGCAUCUAGCAAAUAUCAUUUUCUCUUUGCUUGCAUAA